AAGUCUCUGAGUUUUCUCCAACUGUUUGCCUGGCCUCUUUCCAGCUGACAUCAUUUUACUUUUGGUCAAAGCAAAUCUCCAAAGUCCCCGAAAAUUGUUUAAGUGUUUAAAGCGCACCACUGCGGUGGAGAACUGAAGAGCAAGCCGUUUGAAUGUCCCGCCAGCGGAGUCGUCGCCCGGCAGCGGAAAUAGUCCGGGAAUUGCGGCGCCUGAGGGCCACGCCAUUGCGAAUCGACGACGAGGAUGAGUCCUGGGCUGAGGGACACGAGCGGAGAUCCGCUCCGGAUGUGCCGGUGGCCAGUUGCGGGGAGUUGGAACAACUGCGCCUAAGUCGCCACCGGAUCGGGCUGCUCCUGGUGCGGCCCGCCUUCGAACAGGCCGUCACGGGAUGCUUUGUCCGGGUGAAUAUCAACGGGCGGCAGGAGCUGCCCGAGUAUCGGAUAGCCGAGGUGCUGGGCCUGGGCGAACUGGACCUUGGAUACCAGCUCGAGGAGGUGCCCACGAACGUGGCCCUGAGACUGCGCUACGAGGAUCUGGUGGUGCUGCACGAGAUCGGCGACAUCUCGAACCUGGCCUUCACCCAGGAGGAGUUCGAGUGGUGGCGCGACAACUGCGUCAGCCAGGCCAUCAGUCCGCCCACCACCCACACGGUGGCCCGCAAGAAGGUCGAGCUGUACAACGCGCUGCAGUGCGAGGCCAGGGCACUGGCCACCAUCCGGCGGGGCAUCACCUUCAAGCUGCGGCCGCCGCACAAGAGCGGGAUCAUGGAGCGGCAUGGCGGCGUCUAUCCCUGGCGGCUGCACAUACCGCCGAAAAACGGACUCCCUGGCAGGGGACUCCUUAGCAGGGGGGCAGGUGGAUUCGGGGGCAGAAGCCCUUUCAUCACUAGAACCCAAUCAGAACGACAGUUUACCUGAAUCAUAAGCCAUUUGGCAUACGAACAAGAACAAGUUUAAAGCAUUCACAAUGAAUAAAUUGAUCCAUUUAGAUGCAUAUUAUGAGAAAAUUUAAGCACAAACACUAAGAGAUGUGCCAGCUUAAACACGAAAUUUGAUAUGUCAAGUUAAGAAAUGGGUCGCCUUUUCACAGGACAUUGAAAAUUUGAUAUGAAUUUAAUUUAAAAAUGACUUCAAACAAUUGACUGCCAAUAAUUGUGUAUCU
Molecule: messenger RNA, 1161 nt
Organism: Drosophila gunungcola (fruit fly)
Lineage: Eukaryota; Metazoa; Arthropoda; Insecta; Diptera; Drosophilidae
Product: RNA polymerase-associated protein RTF1 homolog
Exons: 1
Coding region: 153-917 (254 amino acids)
Cellular component (GO): Cdc73/Paf1 complex
Molecular function (GO): RNA polymerase II C-terminal domain phosphoserine binding; DNA binding
Source: RefSeq, a predicted model, not a curated record